UGUUCUUGAAGCUUUAUCGCGAUAAAUUUCCAAAUCGCAAGUCCUCACACGCGCAACUCAACAUUAACCACAUAUAUUAACAAUAUGGCAACCUCAAUCGCCUCCUUACCUUCAGAGGACCAAAUAAAAUCCCUCAUAAAACAAAAUGCCAAACGAACACGAUCUCUUUUCGCAGAUACCGAAUCAAUCCCCGAUCCAAAAUCUACAGAAACCGCAGAUAAAUUAGCAUUAGUAGGAAGAGUACACGCCGAAUACGAUCAUGUCCGAGAAUUACCACCUGCAUUAGCUGCGAAACAGGCUGCUGCAGCUGGAAGUAGGAGGAAGAAGACUAAAGUACAAGCUACUGAUGGAGAAUCAGCUGCCGACUGUAAUACGAUGAAGAUGAUCGAGGGAAUUCCAUCACGGAGUGAGACUUCUGGAGCUGGAAGUAGCACUAGUCUUAUAAUUAGAGGCAAAGAUGCACCACCUAAUGCGAACGGCCCUUCAAUUUCUACAGCGCAAAAUAAUCUACCAUCUAGCAGUUUGGUGCGCAAACAAAAUUUCGUCCAGCCAAAACCUGAAUGGCACGCCCCGUGGAAACUUAUGCGCGUAAUAUCUGGACAUUUGGGAUGGGUACGCGCUCUUGCUGUUGAACCAGAGAAUCGAUGGUUUGCAUCUGGAGCUGGGGAUCGCACAAUUAAGAUAUGGGAUUUGGCGACCGGAGGAUUAAAACUUACAUUGACGGGACAUAUUUCGACGGUGAGGGGAUUAGCAGUUAGUCCGAGACAUCCAUAUUUGUUUAGUUGUGGAGAGGAUAAAAUGGUUAAGUGUUGGGAUUUGGAGACGAAUAAGGUGAUACGACAUUAUCAUGGACAUUUGAGUGGUGUUUAUACUUUGAGUUUACAUCCUACCUUGGAUGUGUUGGUUACGGGAGGUAGAGAUGGUGUUGCAAGAGUUUGGGAUAUGAGGACAAGGAGUAAUAUUCAUGUACUCUCAGGACAUAAGGGCACAGUAUCAGAUCUGAAGUGUCAAGAAGCAGAUCCACAAGUCAUCACUUCAUCUCUAGAUUCCACAGUGCGAUUAUGGGAUUUAGCAGCUGGAAAAAGCAUGGGUGUACUUACACAUCACAAGAAAGGAGUUCGAGCACUAGCCAUCCAUCCAAAAGAAUUCACAUUCGCAAGUGGAAGUGCUGGAAGCAUUAAACAAUGGAAAUGUCCCGAAGGAGCCUUUAUGCAAAAUUUCGACGGUCAAAAUGCCAUUAUCAACACACUCAGUGUAAACGAAGACAACGUAUUAUUUUCAGGAGGAGAUAACGGAUCCAUGUCUUUUUGGGAUUGGAAAACUGGUCAUAGAUAUCAAGCACUUGAUUCUAUUGCUCAACCUGGUUCGCUGGAUGCAGAAGCUGGAAUUUUCACUUCAUUGUUUGAUAAAACGGGCUUGAGAUUGAUUACUGGUGAGGCGGAUAAAACUAGUGAGUUGUUCUCUUUUCCUCUUAUUAAUUCCUUCCUUCCUCCCACUUUAUCCCACCACCUUUUCUGCAUACAUACAGCAGAUACUAACACCCCCUCUCUCCAACAGUAAAAGUAUGGAAACAAGACGAACUCGCAACACCCGAAUCACACCCCCUCGAAUGGAAACCCGAGCUCGGUAGACGAAAAUUCUAAAACGCACGUUCACCUGGUGGUUUUAAAUAUAGCAGUGACUGACACCUUGUAUGUGUAUAAUACCUACGAAAAUGUAGAAACAUGGAAAAGGUGGGAUGGGAAUUGUUCAUAUCCCGGAGGCGCACUGGCGUUGAUGAUUGAUUGCGUCGUCGCAUUGAUUGAUAUAGAUAGAUAGUGCGUAUACCAUAGCCAUGAAUACCAUUUUGUGAAUUCUACUGAGAAUACUG
Messenger RNA from Sclerotinia trifoliorum, 1870 nucleotides. Lineage: Eukaryota; Fungi; Ascomycota; Leotiomycetes; Helotiales; Sclerotiniaceae. The record is from the annotation of a GenBank genome assembly.